Molecule: messenger RNA, 6662 nt
Organism: Spizellomyces punctatus DAOM BR117
Lineage: Eukaryota; Fungi; Chytridiomycota; Chytridiomycetes; Spizellomycetales; Spizellomycetaceae
Exons: 9
Coding region: 1-6402 (2133 amino acids)
Biological process (GO): recombinational repair
Molecular function (GO): hydrolase activity; DNA binding; 3'-5' DNA helicase activity
Source: RefSeq, a predicted model, not a curated record
AUGAGACGGCAACGGGGUUUACUUGACGAACAAGAUUUACGAAAACGCCACAGAACAGGCGAUAUCAAUCAUCCGCAACAGCCAUACACAGUCAAAGGCUCUGAUGAUGCCGAUUCCUCUUCCCAAGUCCUCGCUGCAACAAAUCUGGCGGAUGUCUUCCAGAGCCUCCCUGCAGAACACAUCCGGGCAGCCAGCAAUCUGGUUGAGCGGAUCUUACGACUGUCUCCAGACAAGCUACAGCGGACGAACAAAUUCCUUGAUGGAUUAGGACCUGAUGAGAGCGGAAAGGGGAACCUGGAAGGACCAGUGGUGUCUGGACCUACGAUUGGGACCACUUCAUCCACAUCUGCUGACGAGCAUGAGCGUCCGAAACCUGCGGAUAAAAUAACAUUACCAUUCAAGGUGCCUUCACCACAAGUAAGCCAUUUCAAUGGAGGAAUUGGAAGGACCAAGGGCAAGCAACCAAUGGACAGGUGGGCGCGGGAUUCUCGGACAAUCCAAAAUACAAGUACUGUACCAUUUCAGGGUCCGUCUGAUGGUAAUCGGCCUCCUGUGCUACACCUUUUACAAGGGCUACAGCAUUGGCUUAGAAGUGCCGAAGAAAACUCACGUCCGCCCUUGCAAGACCCGUUGGCUAGAGGACAGUUAUCCAAUGUGACAGGAUUCUCUGAUUGUCGGAAAGUGGUUGAGAAUGUGUUGCAUGAUUACGGACGAGAGGAAACGAAACAGAUGCUGGAUGAGGCAGCGACAAAGUUAAGCCAACGCGUAUGUGAGCUGUGCUCCACCACGCCAUUUUACUGCCUUCUAUUGGCACUGUUUGAGAACCAUCCUCAACUACGGGAGUUUCAUGCUGAAAGCUUCAGGAAUGCAGUUGAUGCCCAUGAUUUCAAUCCUGAGCAGUUGAGUGCCGUACUGGCGGAUAAGGAACGCCCACUACUGGUUAACGCUGGUCCAGGCACAGGGAAAACCGCUACUUUAGUUGGCAGGAUCCUGUUCCUCUUGUCCCAACAGAUCUCUCCCCACAGACUGAUUGUCAUCACCUUUACAAAAAAUGCAGCGGAAACCUUGAAGACUCGUAUAAGUUCACUGGCGGGGUAUCACAGACCUAUUAAUUUGCCGUUUGUUCGCACCAUCGAUUCUCUCGCCUCAUUUUAUUGCCGCCAGUUCAUCGAAGAUCCUCCAAACACUGUCAUUCCAGACGAGGAAUAUAUUAAAAAGCUAUUGGACCGACUCUAUGAAUCAAAUCCCGAUAUCGAGGCGUCCAGGACGUCUUUGGAGAACGCACUGAGCUCGCUUUAUCGCACUGCUCAUCUAUGUGAUGCGUUGCGGCCGUAUGCCGAGAGAAUCACGGAGAUUGAACAUGAACUAUGGAGGGAGGGAAUAUGUACACAUCGAGCGAGAUUGAUACGGGUGGUGAAGCAUCUUAGCUCGACUCCGCAGCUGGCGGAACACUUCCGAGACCAGUAUUACCUUCUCGUGGAUGAAUUUCAGGAUGUUGAUAGAUGGCAAGAGAUGUUUAUUAAACAUAUGAUAUCCGGAAGCCGCUCCCCAGGUAUCGAAAAAUCGCCCAGGCCUUACCGAAUCACAGUCGUCGGAGACGAUGAUCAGACGAUUUAUCAUUUUCGUGGUGCAGCUCCAGAGGUUAUGGAGAGAUUCAAGAAACGAUUUGACCGUCAUCAUCUCAAUGAAGUCACCCUCUUGUCGAACUAUCGUACAAUUCAGAGCAUCAUUGAUUUCAAUUCUUCGGUAAUUGCGUUGGCGUCCCGACGGCAAAAGGAAAACAAAGGGGCCUUCAGAUCUUGCGUCCCUGCUGGCAGCAGAGAGAUGAACUGUAGCGACAUUGGAGUCUGUUACGAAACUACACUCGACGAAGCGUGCCGGCACACAUACAAAACCGCUUCUAAACUAGUAGCAAUGGAAAACGUUCCAUCAUCGGACAUCGCCAUCCUCGCUUACCGUAACGAUGAGUGCUCUCGUUUCACAGAUUUUUGCACAGCGGAGACAACCAAUGUUCUCGCAGAAACCCUCAUUUCAACCAUCCAUGGUGCCAAGGGUUUAGAGCGUGGCCAUGUGUUUGUUCUCUUAAAGCUUAAGAACGGUAAAAUUGGGGUGUCAGGCGAGGAGGAGAGAAGAAGGGUGUAUGUAGCGCUGACUAGAGCCAAGUACACACUCCAUAUCGUGUUCUUUGGUGCACCGACCACAAUGACAUGGCGUACAUUGAUGGAGGAGUUUAUGGAAUCGAGGAGCGUGUCUUGGAGCCAACCAAGGUGUAUCUUUGCUGAGGUUACGGAGGAUUUGGAAUUGAGUGAUCAUGAAGAAGAGGAUGGUGCCGCCGUCUCGCAAAAGCUUCAUAUCGCCACUCCCAUGAGCUGUCCUACCCAAGAUUCCGAACGAACCACUAUUGGUGCGCUGUCGCAAGAAAAUAUGACAGGGUGCUCAUUGUCGUAUUCGCCCACUCCGUCAAAUUUACCUGGUCAGCCAACACCCUCCAGCCUACCUUUGACGAGCCUAAGUUUGCAUGAUGUCACCGGUACAUUCGGGCCGCUUCUCCCAGAAACUCACUCUUUGAGUGCAACAAAGAUUGCGAGCUACUUUAUUACGCGCUGUCCUCGACUCCUUCAUCGCCUUGCAACGCCAUUGGUCGCAUUCCAGAAUGGAAACGAUACUCCGAUUUCUUCACUCUUAAAGCGCAGCGGAGAUGACUGGGAGCGGCGAAUAACGGAGUGGAUCGAGAAGAGCGGCUAUAUGUGCUCAUCUCGCGAAAAGGUCGGCUCAGCAGAGCAACUUAUUGCUCUGAUAGAACGUGUCCCUAGCGGCCACUAUAUUUACGAGCCGAACAUUCAAGUGCCGGUCGAGGUGAAUGCCAUGAUUGGCUUGGCAAGAUCGGGAGCCCGCUUGCAGCCACGUAUCAAGACCAUUAAGCCAGACUUUCUCCACUUGACAAGGGCUGAAAAUGGUACUACUGUGCUUCAGAUAAUCGAUGCAAAGUUCAGUACUGGGAUCAAAGCAUACCAGAAAAUACAAGUCUCGCUUUAUAGCAUGAUACUACAAUCGAUGUUGCAGCUUGCAAAGAAUCACCAGAUAGUAAUCGAUCAAGUUGGGCAAAUAUGGCUCCCAGGUUCUGACCGACAACCUAGUGGAGUCAACUAUCCAUUGGAACCCGGUGAACGGAUUCCCUUUUCUAUUCCAAAUAUCACUUUGGGCAUCCGCUCUUUUUUUACCAAUGAGCUUCCCAGUAUUCUUUCACCUGAAGGUGAAGCCGAUUUCCACCUCACACCGGAUUGUGCUGAUUGCAAGUACUUGAAUGAAUGCUAUAACGAAGCAAAAGAGAAGAUGGAUUUGAUGAUUGUCCCUGGGGUGAAUAGACGGGUAAAAGACCUGUGUGGGGAAUUAGGAAUUCGAGAUAUUGAAGAUUUGGGAAGUCCAAACGAAAAAGCCAGCCGAGUAAUUGACAAACCUGCAUUACGGGCUUUGUCGGUUAAAUCCAGUCGUCUCAUUCAUCUCAAUCGACCUUCCCUCCGGAUUCCUUGCCGCUCAGACCAAACCCUGAUUAUCAGCAUUUCCCAAGACCCCAUUGACCACACCCCUCUCCUCCUCGGAUAUGGAAUUUUUGCGGGGACGUCGCUAAGUUCUUGGAAAGUCUACCCUGUGGGAACGCCCACAACGGUUGAAGCCUAUAUAAACGUACUGCACAGUAUCAUGUCAGCAGCAGAAACCGCUGGAAAAAGUCUCACUGUUUGGGUAGGCGAAGCCGAGGAACUGGGAAACUUCGGCGUGAUGUUAGUGGACGUACUUGCCAAAGGUGGUACUAAUAGUCAAGUAAAAAUAGCAGCGGAGACCAUGCUGAGAACAAUUGUGGUGGAUGAAGCUAUAGGGGCCGCCAUGAAGGAAGGCCAUGCCGAUCCAACAAGAGUACAUACAGGUGCUCUGUGUGCUGUGGAAGAGGCUCGCACAAUGUUUGCGCUGCCUUUUCCCGUUUCUACGAUAUCGCAGUUGCAUCAUAUUAUGACUGGGGCUGACAUUGUUGAUGUCUCCGCCUUUGUCCGCGAGGACCCGCGAGGAACGCUGGCCGUUGACAUCCAUAAUCUCCGAAUAAGCCAAAAUGGUAACAUCGAGGAGAUGGAACGAAGAGUGGACAGCGAACUAUUCACUUAUAUCAACAGCACCUUCGCCGUCAUUCAGAACAUGUACAAGGUUACAACGCCUCUCCUCCUACCCAUUCAAGAAAAGCCCUUCACUUUCGUACCCCCACUACAGAUUCGCACACCUUUGCUAUCUCAGCUAGCGUAUUCGCGGCUCAUGGACGCUACUCGAGAUAUGCAGGAGCUUUCACAAGAGCGGCUGCUUGCUGUCAGUCCCAUGGUAGUCUUGCCCAUUAAAGCACUAGACAAUGGCAAAUCGUGGCAAUGCCAGAUAAUGUCCGAAGCGAUAGACGACCAAAUCAGCACCGAGCCAGCAGCCUUUACCCAGUAUUUUGUGAUACCCGAGGAUGAUCAGCAACUUCGAACCGAACUGCUUCUACAUCGGGAUCUCUCAUAUUCCUCAAUGUUUAGGUGUGAUGCAUUCAACCGGUAUCAGGCAAAGCGGGCAGCAGAUCGUGGCCAUGCAUCAUAUCUUUGCGUUGCAACCAUUCACUUCGAAGACAAUGUAACAAGUGAACAUGUCAUUCUCAAUUUUGAUGCGCAAACAAAUCUUUCAGUCUCCACUCAGUAUCUGCUUUUCCGACGCUAUACCAAUCAAACUCUCAAGCCAGCCCUCAAUCAUCUUCAGGCUUUGGAUGCCGAUGUUGUAACACAAAACAUUGGACGAAGCGAUGAUGAGCAAACUCUCCCAGUUGUCAUGCGACUUGUGAAUGGUGACGUUUUGCCCUCGUCAAAACCGAAUGGUAUUCCAAUGAAUGGUUGGUGGCCCAUAGAUGAGGAUGGCUGUUUGGCUGUGGAUGCCGGGAAGAAAAUUACUUUGACUCGACAGCACAAAGUUAUCAUAAAAGCAAUCCAGAGUCGUCCGGUGCAGCUUCUCAUUGGACCUCCUGGAACAGGUAAAAGCUUCUUCCUUGGUGCUCUCAUCCUCUCAAGAAUACAUCAAGCUAUCGUCCAUCGCCCGACCAGAUCCCAGAUUAUUCUACUUGCCGCUCAAACUCAUAGCGCAAUUGACACUGUCAUCCAAAAAAUGCUUCAGCACACAAACAGUCCCGAUAUUGGAGCUCGCAUCAUUCGGCUGACAACUUCCGAAUCCACGCCUCGUCUUUUUGAAGGCAAAAUAAUAUACUACACAACAACUUCAAAACGCUGUCAGUGCAGCCGAAAAUGUUCACACACACCCUUGCAAAAUAUGCUGAAAGCCAAACGCCACGUCGUCAUUGCAGGCACCGUCUGGGCAUUGCAAAAGGUUGCACAUGUCCUCCCAUACAUGUCAGAAGCGGAUGUAAUGCUUUGCAUUGAAGAGGCAUCUCUUUUACCCAUUCUUGAGACGAGCGUAGCAUUGCAGCUUUUGCCGUGGUGCCCUCGUAACGGGUCCGUUUUAAUGGUGGGGGAUCAUUUGCAGAUUGGUACGCUGGCAAAAGGACGACUCGGGGCGAAACGAGACGAAGGUUGGUUGGGUGAAAGCCUGUUCAACUGGAUCGUUAGACGUGGCGGGGAAGGGGUUGUACCGGUUAGUUUGGUUGAUACCUGGAGAUUGAAUAAGGUCUCUGCGAGCAUUCUUCGUAGAUUCGUCGGGUACUCCAGUUAUGCACCAGCCACAUCUGAAAUUGCCCGGCAGAAUAUCGGGCAAAUAAUUGGACGAAAUCCCAUCUCCCGGCCCGAAUUCCAAGAACACAUCCGAACUGCCAAAAGUCUAGUACCAGUCUUCGCGACCAUCGUGGAUAGACGGAAACCAAUGGUUAUGGUGAUCUUGAGAGACAGGACUCGGAAGAGUUCGUUAAUUGAAUCGGCUGAAGCUGCAUUAGCAGCGAAUGUAACCAACCUUCUUCGUCGACUUCCUCAUUCCCGACCAAUGUCCAUCCUUCACCUAAUAACACACCACAAAAAGCGACUGCCGUUGCAACAACUCCUUCCAGAAACGCCCACACCUCAAAUAUUUACAAUACACAAAUCGCAAGGGAUGGAAUCAGAUGUCACUCUAAUCCUCUACGCGUCUUCACAUCCAUCAUCGGAAACCACAUUUCUCUUCUCCCGCAACCUCCUCAAUGUGGCCCUCAGCAGAGCACGAAGCAAAUGUGUCAUCUUUCUUAGUGAGCCGCUCUUGGGGUGUUUGAGCGCGCUUGGGGACAAGUCAACUGCGGAAGGAUUUGAGCUCCUGACGGGGUUGGUGGAGGAGCUAAAGCGCAGAGGAACAUUCUUUGAGCUGGAUUGUAUUGAUGUGAUGCAGGAAAUUCGCUCUGAGAUUGACACAUUGACAUGAGCAGUAUUGGUCAGAUGUGCACAAAGAUAACAUUUUUUCUGACUGCCAUGAAACUGUAUAUGCUAAAAUGCUGCAACGAUCAUACAUAUGGAGUGUCCCGAGUAGGAUAUACUCUUAAAUUCAAGCCAUGAAUCACGUCUACAAAGUCACAGUGAGCGCUGCUGUUUAUGCUUCACAUCAAUGGCUAUUGUCAAAAUUGCGACCAAAGCUAUAGCUACACAGAAUGGGGUAUCAUACGUUGAUAAACGCACUUUUGCAAU